ACCAUGUGACUGUGACAGUUGAUCUGCUAGAAAAUUUUACCUGGACACACUGUUAAAAAUUCCCAAGAUCUUACCUGAUUUUCUUGAAUUUAUGAAGAUUAUUCAAAGGUAUUUUCUAUAAAUAUUUGAUAACAUUAUCAAAGACUCCUCCGGAUAGGAUAUUUCCCUGAGAAUUGGUCGAAUUACCAAAAAUUAGAGUGGUACUAUCUUGUCAGACCAUUUCUUUCCGUGUAGUGCUUAAAGAGUGUCAAGAUGAGUGUCCAGGAAAUCUUUUCCAAACACCUUCCAAGAGUGGAGGAAAUCAUUGAAGAAAACUGUGAUGAACUGCAUAAAUUUGUGUUCAAUUCUGCAAUUCUGAGCAUUAAAAGGAGUCAGGAAGAUUCAGGAACUUCCAGUGAAUCCCUGGGGAUGGAAUUUCAAGAGAAUAUUUGCACAAUCUCCGCUCUCAGAACGUUUACCUGGGAGAUGCUCCACAUUGGGCACUGGAACAAAGUUGCAAUUGGUCAGAGAAUCAAUUAUUCUCUAGCAACCUUCCUGGAAGUCUUCCUGAAUCUCCAGAUUCGCAAUAAUCCUGAAAAUCUCAUAGCCUGGCUUGAAGAACUAGACACUGGGAUUUUACUUGGAGCUCCGAUACUCAGUCAAAAUGGUCAGGACAUUCUCAAAACCUGUGCAAGUUCAAUUAGUGAGGAAAUAUCCCUCAGACAAGAACCACAGAGCUUCCCCAUGACCUGUAAAAUUCAACCCUCCCCCUCCCAUGGAGUUACUACCAGAAAAAUUCCCAUUGAUACCCUCGAACUUCCCUCAAUCCAAGAAUUCAGAGAAAAAUUCUUCUUGCCCCAAAUCCCAGUUCUCAUCCAGAAUUGCAUUGAACACUGGCCAGCUAGAGCCAAAUGGUCAGACCUAGGAUACUUUAUUCAACGCUUUGGCUACAGAACAGUUCCCAUUGAGAUCGGAAGUCAAUAUACAGAGUCAAAUUGGGGUCAGAAAUUGGUACGUUUGAAAGAUUUCAUCGACCGGCAAUUUAUUUCCCGGAAAAAUGACACAAUUGUCGAGUAUUUGGCUCAGCAUGAUCUCCUGAAUCAAAUUCCUGAACUUCAGGAGGACAUUAGAAUCCCAGAUUAUUGCUACAUUUCGUCUCCGGACAAUGAAGUCAAGAGUGAAGUAGAAGUCAAAAUAUGGUUUGGUCCAUGGGGAACAGUAUCACCUCUUCAUUUUGACAAGAAACACAAUCUCCUGGCACAACUUGUUGGCACAAAGAGACUCCUUCUGGCUGAUCCAAAAGACUCGGAAGAUGUGUAUCCUUUUGCAGGAGAAAUGCUCUCAAAUACCUCCCAGGUUGAUCUGGAGAAUGUCGAUGAGCUGCAAUUUCCCAACAUCAAAAAUGUCUCCUUCCAUGAGAUUAUUCUCAAUUCCGGAGAAAUGCUUUAUAUUCCACCAGGAUGGUGGCAUCACGUUCGAGCACUCAGCAACAGCAUUUCAAUUUCAUUCUGGUGGGAAGAUAAAAUUCAAUCACUGUGAUUUAUUUGGUGAAUGGAAACAAUUUUCUUGACUGUUUGAAUUUUGAACUGCUCAAUUAGAGAUGGGCACUCACGCUGAUUGUUGACAUAAAAUUGUAAAGAAUGAAAAAUAAUAAAAUACAUUUAUAUCGAGAAAA
Messenger RNA from Phlebotomus papatasi, 1654 nucleotides. It is a transcript of the gene JMJD5, whose product is annotated as lysine-specific demethylase 8. The transcript has a single exon. The record is from RefSeq and is a predicted model, not a curated record. Bases 253 to 1518 code for a protein of 421 amino acids. NCBI's taxonomy places the organism in Eukaryota, Metazoa, Arthropoda, Insecta, Diptera, Psychodidae. Gene Ontology annotation, cellular component: nucleus. Gene Ontology annotation, molecular function: histone H3K36 demethylase activity.